AAACCAGGACAGAAUUCGCAACCACAGACACCACACAUCACGAUGAGCAUUAGCCUGGAUGAGUCCAUCUGCGCGUAUUUCGUGAACAACCUGAAAGCGGGCAGCAAUGGCGACUCCGAUGCGGACACUCUGGAGCAGUUCGAGGCGUCGCUGGAGCUGCUCGGCCAGCAGCUUGCCGAGACCCAGAUCCGUCAAAUAAAGCCCAGCGAGGGCUAUCCCCUGAUUGCAGCCGGCAAGCUGACCAAGAAGGAUGUAUUCGUGCUGGCGCAGUUCGAGGGCGACUUCUUUGUGCAGCUCCAGCUGACGAAGGCCCUCGUCCUGGGCCCGCCAUGCCUGCUGACAUGCCUGCGCAACAACGAGCCCAUUCCCCUGGGCAGCAGUGCCAUCUACACGACGGCCAUGCGCGAUCUGCAGGUGUCCGCCACAGGCAUAACGCCGCAGAAGAAGGAGGAGCUCAGCAGGCUGAUCAACUGGAUGGGCGGCGUAUACUUUCAAAGCUUCGGGCACCGCACCACGCACCUCAUCUCGAACACGAUCAAGUCCAAUAAGUACGAGCAGGCCACGCUGAACGGGGUGCCCGUGAUGCACGUGGACUGGGUGCAGUACGUCUGGGAGCAGAGCAGGCGCCGCCAACGGGAGGGCGUCCGAGCCACCGACACCGAGUUCGACAAGUACCGCCUGCCCACGUUCUUUGGGGCGAACAUCACGUGCAGCGGCCUGGAUGUGGCGCGUAAGGAUGAGGUGAUGCGGCUGGUCAACGAGAAUGGUGGCAUCUAUCACCGCGCCUUCCGCUCCCAGGUGGUGGACAUCGUCAUCACCGAACAGUCCAAGACGGACACGGAGAAGUACAAGGCGGCCAUACGCUACAAGAAGGACGUGCUGCUGCCAGAAUGGAUCUUCGAUAGCCACAAUCGGGGCUACGCCCUGCCCACCAAGGAGUACGAGGUGCGGCCGGGCAAGAAGUCAUCCACACCCACCAGAACCGGCGGCAGCCGUUCGUCCUCUUCGACAGCUCCCGGCGCCGAUCAAACGCAGCUCUCGGAUCUCUCCCGGAUCAGCUUCGUUUCGGGCUCCCGGCGCAUGUGCAGCGACCUGACCACCGUCAACGAAACCCUUGGCUGCAGCUCCCCCGCCAAGGAGCUGCUCAAGCAGGCCACCACCACUACGGGCAGGAGCUACCAGCAGGUCCUGGCAGAGAUUUGCCCGCGACAGGCCAAGAAGGCGGGCACCUUUCUCGACGGCUGUUGCGUGUAUCUCUGCGGCUUUCGCGGGGAGGAGCGCGAGAAGCUGAACCGCGUCCUUAACACGGGCGGUGCCACCCGCUACGACGAGGCCAACGAGGGCGUCUCCCACAUCAUUGUGGGCCAGCUGGACGGCGAGGCGGCCAACGAGUAUCGGCAGUGGCAGAGCGACGGUCUCAUGAGCUCGGUGCAUGUGGUGCGUCUGGAUUGGCUGCUCGAGAGUAUACGUGCCGGUCGCGUGGUCAGCGAGCUAGUGCAUCGCGUGUCCCUGCCCCAAAACCGUGAACCUGACGUGGCCUCGCCGGCCAGCAAGCGGACGCUGCGCUCCAUGAACCACAGCUUCAAGCAGCCGCAGCCCAUCCGGAAGAAACUAUUCGAUCAGGAGAAGGAGAAGGAGCUAGAGGAGGAGCCGGACCAUCAUCUGCUGGAUCAGUAUUCGCAGGAUCAGGGAGCAGUGGCCCAGCUGCCGCCGGCGGACACAAGUCUGCUCCAUCCGGCCGCUAGUUCCACGCAAAUGGAGAUGCCAGCUCAUCCAGAUCCAAAACCAGGCCACAUCUCGCAGGUUCCCCUGCCCGAUCUCAGUGCCAGCGCCAUGUCCAUUGACUUUGACAAGCUGCACUACUUCUUCGGCCUCUCGGUGUACGUCCACAAGGACUGCUUCAACUCGGAGUUCUACGCCCACAUGCUGACCGAGUGCGAGGCUGCCCAGGGUCUGCUGGUUUCCUCCAGCUUUGCCGACGAGGUGGACUAUGCCAUUGUCAGCUUCGAGGUGGCCUUCGACGAGAAGGAGCUGCCUGUGCGGGCGCGUCAUGUGGUGACCGAGCUGUUCCUCGAGAGCUGCAUGAAGCAAAACAAGCUCCUGCCCGUGGAGUACUAUCACAGGCCUGUGCCCGCUACUGCACAGCGUCAGCCGCUGGCGGGCAUGACCAUUGUGGUGUCCAUAUAUGCGGGCCUAGAGCGGGACUUUAUCAAUUCCACGGCGGAGCUAAUGGGCGCCACAGUGAACAAGAAUCUAAACAAAAAGGAGAAGCCGCUGCUGGUGUGUCCCCGGGCCGAGGGCUCCAAGUACGAGGGUGCUAUCAAGUGGCACUAUCCGGUGGUCACGGCCGAAUGGCUGGUCCAAUGCGCCAGCAAAGGUGAAAAGCUGCCGUAUAUGGACCACUUGGUGGGCAAUAGUCCCAAGGAUUUCCCCAUUUCCCCGAAAUUGAGGGAAAAUAAUUCCAGAACGACGUCCAGAAGAAGGCACCCGGAGGAAGUCACACUCCAGAACGGCGAGGAGGUGGAGAACAACCAGCCAGAGGCAGCAGCUCCUGUAGUAGCUCCUCCAGCACCAGCUCCUGAAGUCACUCCACUCCGAAACAGACGCGUUUCCGAGCUGGCAGGCCCUUCUGGCCGUCGAAGUGGCGGCAGCUACACCUCCUCUCCGGACUCGCCUUGCACUCCGCUCAGCCAAGUGGGCACCCAGAACUACAAUUUGGACUUCCUGGAGCAGUUUGUCCAGCGUUUGGACACGGACGAGGGCAAGGACUGUGUACGACAGAUUAUACGCGAGAUGCGUGAGAAUCAAACGCCCGAGCUGGAGCGCAUACGUCGGCAGGCCUGUACCCCAGUGAGUCGUCGGAACAUGCCACGACCGGCGCCUGGAAUACCAGACUUUUGCCUGACCCCCGAGUUCCAGCAAAGGAUGGCGGAUGACUUUGAAAGACGCUGGCGCUUGCCCACGCAGAAAAUCAAGCCGGACACACCGCUGGCGGUGAUCAGGCAGCGGGUGAUGCGGAUCACCUGCGAGACCCUGGGCAUUGAGUUUGACCAAGAGGAGAAUGAGGAGCAGCAGGAGAAGGAGAAGGAGCAUAAGGAGCAGCAGCAGAAGGAGCAGCAGCACAAGAAGCCGCCUCAGGUCACAAAACUCAACUUUGAUAGUUCACCCAAGACGCCCAAGGUGGCGGCGGUAUCCCUCAGAAAGUCUGCUUCGCCAAGGACAUCUUCGGUUCACCAGUCACCCUUUGUGCCCAACUCCCAGAGUCCCGGCCAGAGCACCAUUAACUUUGACAAAAUAAGCUUCGAGGAGACCACUACAGCGGCCGCCGCUUCCGUGAUGGCACCCGAUGUCAAGCAGAUCACCGACUACCUAAAGAACUGCGAGAGCCGGAGGAACAGCUUGAAGCGCAGCCAUGACAACGAUAUGGACGCGUGCCCCGAAAGCGAGGUCCAGUAUGUGCAGCCGUUCGAGUCCGAGGGCUUCGCUUUGGGCACCGAGGACAUGGUGGGCUGGCGUGAUCCCGUCGAGUUUAAUGCGGCCAAGCGGCGUUCCUCCGGCGGUGCUGGGUCCUCGCCCCGAAUGCAGCACCAGGGCAUGCCCUGCUUCAGCAUCUCGUGCGGCGACGAUGACGAAAAGCGAGCGGAGCUCAGCGAACGGAUCACCCAGCUGGGCGGCAGGCUGUGCGAGAAUCUGGUCAACUACGACAGCGCCUGCACCCAUCUGCUGUGCGAGCGUCCCAAUCGCGGCGAGAAGAUGCUUGCCUGUAUAGCGGCGGGCAAGUGGAUACUGCACACCCAGUACAUCGACCAGUGCCAUGCGCGGGGCCACUUCAUCGACGAGGCCCUCUACGAGUGGAGCAAUCCGCGGGCUUUAAAUCUGCCCAAGCUGACGCCCGAGGAAGAGCCCAUUGCCGCCGCUGUCCAUCGGUGGCGCACCGAGCUGGGCACCCAAGGCGGUGGCGCCUUCACCGGCUAUCGGGUAAUCCUCAGCAUCAACGAGCGCAGCGGAGCGGCCAUUAGGAACGUGCUGCGUGCCGGAGGAGCCUGCAUAUUGGAGCCCAAGUCUCCCUUCGCCAGCGAUCCCUUGGCAACCACGGCUACGCACUGCUUCGUGGAUGUGAAGACGAUGCCUUUGGCAGCCAGGGAUCUGGCCCACCUCCUGCAGAGGGGAGUGCGGGUGCUCAGCCAGAUAGCCAUCAACAAGUACUUGAUGAACGGCCGGGAGGCGGAUCUGUCCAAGUACGAGCUCAAGGCAUAGGCUGGCGACAUCAUCAUCACCAUCAGCAUUGUCGUUUUUUUGUUGAAAAUUUCUAUAAUUUUUGUGUGUUUUCAAAAUGAAUUUUAUAUUAAUAUGUU
Messenger RNA from Drosophila kikkawai, 4355 nucleotides. RefSeq names its product mutagen-sensitive 101 (gene mus101). NCBI's taxonomy places the organism in Eukaryota, Metazoa, Arthropoda, Insecta, Diptera, Drosophilidae. The record is from RefSeq and is a predicted model, not a curated record. Gene Ontology annotation, biological process: mitotic G2 DNA damage checkpoint signaling; DNA replication initiation; mitotic DNA replication checkpoint signaling.